Molecule: messenger RNA, 4541 nt
Organism: Hypoxylon trugodes
Lineage: Eukaryota; Fungi; Ascomycota; Sordariomycetes; Xylariales; Hypoxylaceae
Exons: 3
Coding region: 133-4236 (1367 amino acids)
Source: RefSeq, a predicted model, not a curated record
AACUGGCAUUUUUAUGCCUGGCGAAAUACCAAAACCCAGUUUACAUUGCGAUGUUAAGAACAUGCGGCGUAGAGAAUUCGUGGACUAUUAAUUUAUAAACCCGACCGACUCAAAACUUCGCCCCGUACCGAAAUGUCGACGGCGUCGAGAAAGUCGUUCCACCACCGCAUAGAAAGCGUGCAGAACAGUGAGAGAAGGAGUCGAGCUGGUUCCAGUGCCAGGCAAAUAGCCGUCAGCCAUGACGAUGCCUAUACCUACGCCUUACGGGUCGCCUACCUACAUUACCUCCUCCAACCCAAGACCAAACGAAAACAAUGGGUUCCCGCACCGAAGCAGCCCGCUCGAACCCAUACGUCCAACAUAGGUGACUUGGUUAAGGAAUUCGUUCCGGGGAAUUCGAGCAAUGUCAAACUUCCUCACAACUUUCGGCAGCAGUUAGAAAAGAGAAUGGAACGUGUCGUCGUGGGUGCUGAAAAGAUGCCUGGUUACAACGAUGCCGCUGUCAAGAAGACCUUUGCGCAGGUAUAUACUGCUUUUACCGAGCAAGGUUUUCGGAAGAAUGUCGAUAAGGAGCGAAAAGUUGAACCGCUAGUGUUAAUAUUCUAUUCGAAUGCUACCAAAGCCUGUGCUAUGGGUCAUGAGAAGGGCGACGAUUCCUGGAAGCUUCUUGUCGAUAGGCAUGUCGCACUUUUUGUCAGACUGAUAUCCGACGUACUACGCGAAAAGGGGCACGAACGCGAUAAAGCAGAGCUCAUGAGCAGAUUAAACACUCUUGAGAACAAGCUGCUAACAAACGACCAGAACCUUUUCAUAGAUACAGGUCAGAACGCUGGUAAUACGAUUGAGGUAAUAGUACCACUUACCUACGAUGUUAAGGACAUGCCUAUGGUCCAAGCUGUCGCUAGAGUUUUCGGACUUUCCCAUUCUGAUGUCCAGGAUCACAUUGAUGCCCAGCGGGCAAAUUGGAUCGAGGAAGCUGCUUUGAAAGAUCUAAAGUCAUACCAACAUCGACUAAAUUCCAAUAUGAGUGGUGCUCUUGGAAGCCGAGAUUUCGAUGUCGAUGAGGCUUAUCAAGAGUGGAAAAAAGCUGAGGCACCUUUUCUCUCACAAAUGAUGAUGGAAAUCCUAACCGCGAAGCCGGAGCUAGCUAGGAGAUCUACGACUUUCAGCGGGCUUUCCGAUAAACCACUUCCAUCAAGUCCGUCUUCAGCAUAUCCAGAAGACCUAGGUAGGACAUUGUCCAACCCGUCUAGGUCAUCCAUAUAUGGUAUGGAUAACAUACUGAACUUGGGAUCUAUGUCGCUCGACGAGACUAGCACUAUUAGAGCUGUCGAUGAGUCAACUUACACAUUCAUUCCACCAGAACCCCGCGAGUUCUUCAAGAUCAUUGCGCAAUAUGCUCUUGAAUUUGAUGCUAUGCACGGCGAGGAGGGUGAUCAAUCUAGUUUGUUCUCGAAGCAGUCAAUGGAGCUACUUACAGAACUGUGUGUCCGCUGGAGAAUUCCCCAGUUUACUCGUCUAGUCGUUUUCCUGGAGGUAGCAGCUCGCAGAUUCACAGAUACACUCUUUACCGUAAUUGAUCUGGAUAAUGCCUUUGACCUCGUGAAGAUACCACCGCCAGAAGCUAAGAAGCCACCUCAUAUUUAUCUCUACGGCGAAUCUCUCGCAACUAUAGAUACAAGCAAGUGGACCAUGGCGGAUUUUACUAUUCAUCAGCAAACCCUUCGUUCUGUGCAUGAUGCGCUCCUACGCGAUCUUUACGAUACUAUGAUGCACUGCUACGAACCAAAACCACCAUCAGCCGGACCAGCAAUACACGUACUUAAUAAUCAUAUCCUUAACGAUCCAAGUUUUUCGCGAAACGAAGAGGAAGUGCAAGGUUAUACUCGUCUCCUCGAGUCGGGCUUGCAGGGUCGAGCCGCAGACUCUUAUCGCGGAUUUCUAGACGCCAAUAUCCCAGAGAGUCAGCAAGACUGGGAUUUCGGCCAUGUAGUUCAACUCGGCAAGGCGGUUGUAACCCUAUGUGAGAGGAUUCAAAAGCGUUACAAGAAAAAUCCUGAAAUUAUGGGUGUCAACCCCUUGACCGUACUUGUAGGAACAAUGUUCCCUAAUUUUGAGGACGAUGCUCAAGAUCUAAUAAGGAGGAUCAUGCAAGUUGCCCAGGAUCGAGGAGAGGAGUUAGCGCUUCAAGAUGGGUUUGACUUAUAUAAAGAACUCGUGGAAAUACGACGUAUUCAUCGAUCAUCUCUUCCUGGUCGACCUUUCACAUUCGACAUUGAGGAAUUACUCGUCGACUUCCCCUGGCGUUGGAUCCAGAAUACCGAAGCUCGAGCGGAGGACUUUGUUGCGGAAGCCAUCAAACAAGAUCAAUUCCAAGUACGAGGCCAUGGUCCAGGCCAUAUUUCGUUGGAUUCGGAACGUCACAGUCAUUCGAUCAUUGAUAUGUUCCAACUUUUCAACCAAACUUCGGAACAAAUUUUCCAACUCGAAUGGGAUAAUGAUGUUCACCACGCUCGAUUCAUGACCGCAUUGUCGAAAAUAUACGCGAACAGCAUUGCCCAGUACUGUGAAAUCGUGGACCAACGAUUUGUGAGGGAGAUGGACACCCCAAGGCCCAACGAAAAAGAAGCGACGGCAGCAGCCCAAACAACUCAAGGGAGGUUCAUGCAAUAUGCUAAGGAUGCUUGGAAUACGAAGGAGAAGAUUGAACCAUUUCAAUUUUACCCAGAGUCUUUGGUAAAACUUAACAAUAUUGAAUGGGCCAUGCAGGAGCUCGACAAGCUUGAGAAGUCCAUGAAUGUGGAUGCUUGUGCUGAUAUCCUUGAGAAAGCUGAUGGGCCUAAGAGGCAGGUGAGACGCCCGGCUAAGUACGUCUUUACUAUCAAGAUAGUCGAAGCCGAAGAACUCAAGGCAUGUGAUCCGAACGGAACUAGUGACCCCUAUGUAGUUCUUGUGGACGAAUAUCAAAAGCGUCUGCACAAGACGCGAAUUGUUAUGAGGAAUCUCAAUCCUCGAUGGGAUGAAUCUGUUGAUGUUACUGUUUCGGGGCCACUAAACAUUGUAGCUACGAUUUGGGAUUACGAUACUUUCGGCGAUCACGAUUUCGUCGGAAGGACUUCAUUAAAGCUUGACCCAAUACAUUUCAGUGAUUAUCUACCCAGGGAGUUCUGGCUAGAUCUUGAUACCCAAGGAAGGAUCCUCCUACGAAUAAGUAUGGAAGGGGAGCGAGAUGAUAUUCAAUUUUACUUUGGUAAAGCAUUUAGGCAUCUAAAGAGGACGGAGCGUGAUAUGGUCCGCAAGAUCACAGAUAAGCUUACACGGCAUAUCAACGCAUCGCUUUCCUACGAGGCCCUCAAAACACUUCUUGGUCGCAACCUAGCUUCGCAAGUUAACUCGUUCUUCAAACGAUCCUCUACACUCCCACAACUCACGGAGGCCGAAAUUGAAAACGCAUUACAACCUCUCUUCGCAUACUUCAACGAAAAUUUUGCCACAAUGAAAGAGACGUUGACAGACGCAACCAUGGUUGCAGUCAUGACACGUCUGUGGAAAGAAGUACUUAUGGCCAUCGAGAACCUUCUCGUACCACCACUAUCCGACAAGCCGUCUAAUCAACGGCCACUCAACCAGCGCGAGCUGGACGUCGUCUACAAAUGGCUACAAUUACUCUUCGACUUCUUCAACGCGCGAGACGAGGACGGAGAAGUCCUCGGUGUCCCCGCCGAAAUCCUUAGAUCGCCUAAGUAUCACGAGCUCGCCUCGCUCAACUUCUUCUACUUCGAUAGCACUGAAAACCUAGUUCGCACCUCAGAACGCAUGGCUGCCGCCACCGCGCAGCGGCAACAGCAGCAGCUCCAGGGCCAAAUGAACUCGAACCGCCUCUCCGCGCCUGCAACGCUGGGUACGUCGCUCGCUCCUUCCCAUGCGGGCCCCGCGUUUGCGAGUAUGGGAACGAUACGCAGAGGCAAGAGUAUCAUGAUGAGCCGCAAUCUAGGUACCAUGCGCCGCGCUAAAGAGGAGAAACGGAAGGAGGCUCAGGCUGAUCCCUCCGAUGAUAUGAUCCUUCGCAUUCUGCGCAUGCGACCCGAGGCUGCGGGAUACCUCAAAGAGAGACACCGCCAAAAAGAGCGCAUGGCGGCUGCUGCCGCUGCCGCAAUGAUCGUCAAGCAGAGUGUUACACAAGGUUGGAACUCUGCUGGUGGUGGCUUCGGCCGGGGCGGCGUCCCGCGCCGCUAAUUGGUCCCAUGCCCCGUGAAAUAGAAAGAGGUAGAUAUCGAGUCGAGAAAGAAGUUGUGCGAGGUUUAAGAGAUCGGGUUCUAGGGACUUCGGCAAUGCGACAGACAGACGAUGGAAUACAUUAAUGAAGUAGAUUGAAAGAGAGUGUCGAAGAGCUUUGCUAGCUAUUGGCUCCUACAGCGUGUCCAGUAGCUUGUUUUUUACAUUUGAUUUUAUCACAUAUUAAGAGUUUAGCUUGCCAGCGGGUGUGUGUGGUGGUUUGUGUCUACGUGGGCAUGAAAGGCGUUUUUAUCAGGGCAGCAAGU